Messenger RNA from Medioppia subpectinata, 741 nucleotides. NCBI's taxonomy places the organism in Eukaryota, Metazoa, Arthropoda, Arachnida, Sarcoptiformes, Oppiidae. The record is from the annotation of a GenBank genome assembly.
AUGGAUCAACAGUUGACACAAAGGAUGGCAUCACUCGUCACCACAGAUGACGGCGAAGACGAAGACAUUCAACAGCCUAAGAUUUACGCGAAGGACUCAAUGGACAGAUUCGGUGACGACAUGUUUGGACUCAUAUUAUCCUAUCUCUCACUCGAAGACCGAUUUCGAUGCGAAUGUGUGUCUAAACAGAUCCAGAGGACAGUCUUCGACAGUGUUGUGGACAUCGAUCUCAACGAUCAACUCAUUAGAAAAAUCAACAAAACAAAGACAACAGUAACGCAAACGUUGGAAACAAUUGUCAAAAAGUGUGCAAACAUUGAGACCAUUGACUGUCGAGGAAUGAUAUAUAUAUAUCUGUUGUUUGGUUUGCAGAUAUUUCACGACAAUUGCCAGUAUUUGCGGAACAUUUACUGCAAUAUGCCUUCAAAUCGUUAUCAAUUGGUCCCAAAGUUAAGACCUCUGGUCACCAGAAUUAGUGGAGUUUCGGCCAAACAAUCGUUCAUUAAUUACCACCGAUUGUCUCAUUUGUCGGUCACUUUUAUAGAUAACGUAUUCGACAAGAAUUUCGGACUAAUGGCGAAGAAUUUGUUGGGUUUUGAGUUCACAUUCAAACUGCGAGACUUUGACAGACAAUUGUUGUCGGCAUGCGUUGCCGAGAAUCAGUCCCUCAGAUCCGCCAUUGUUUGGAUCAGAUCUCGACACUACCGGCUCUGCAAACACUUAUCGUUCAAUGCUUUGUAA